CUGCCCACGACGCUUCCCUCCCAAAUUCCCCUUUCAAAACAAGGAAGGCCAAAAUUUCUCCCCCCCGAAAUAAAGCAUCCAAUGGCCAUGGAGGGCGGCGCUGAGGCGGCGGCGGCGGUGGGCUACUACGGCGGCAACUGCGGGUGGGAGACGCCGAAGCGGGAGGAGUGCCGCAUCCCGGCGACGCUGCCCUGCCCCGCGGCGCCGAGGAAGGCGGCAGCGGACUUCGGCACGCCCCGGCGCCCGCCCAAGAACGGCUACUUCCAGCCACCGGACCUCGAGGCCCUCUUCGCGCUCGCCCCGCGCCGGCAGGCGUCUUGCGCGUGAUUCUGCCCGCUUCGGCGGCGGCACGCGGCGGCCGGCCGCGGAGGGCUCUGUUUUGGGUCGAUUUUGGGAAGUGUAGAUACUCAGCCAGUUUCUCCUCUGUUGUACUAGUAGCGGUAGCGGAUUAGGUGUGUUCUAGGGAGUGGUAGUAUGUAGCUAGGUAGGUGGGCAGAGGAACUGAUAUGAGCGGGGAGCUGAUGAGCAUAUGGUUUUUGUAUCGGCUGGAAUGAGAAAUCCUUAUUUGUUUCUUGGCA
Messenger RNA from Aegilops tauschii subsp. strangulata, 578 nucleotides. RefSeq names its product cyclin-dependent protein kinase inhibitor SMR5. Gene Ontology annotation, cellular component: nucleus. Lineage: Eukaryota; Viridiplantae; Streptophyta; Magnoliopsida; Poales; Poaceae. The record is from RefSeq and is a predicted model, not a curated record. Gene Ontology annotation, biological process: regulation of DNA endoreduplication.